AUGAGAGUGGUUUCGCGAGGUAAGGGGGCGUUCUUGUCAGGGUGCGUGACUCUCUCGGACGAAUCGUACCUCGGAGGGUGCUGGACGCAGGACGAUGAUUUCGGCGAAAGAAUCGAAGAGACCGACGGCUGUCAGACGUGCACCAUCCAGGAGGAUGCGUUUUCGGAGGCCGUCUUUCCGAUCAUGUUCCCCGCGGAGCUCGACCCUUGCCCCGACGACCUCGACUACACGGCUCUCUACGAGGGGACUUACGGCGGCCUGUCGCUGGUGACGGCAGCGUCACUGUCCUCGACCGGUUGCCCAGAAGGCUGGCUUUACUUCGAGGACACGGGAAACUGCUACUUCAAGAGCCCCAACACCGCCAAGGCCGAGAACCAGGCGGACGCGGUGUCGAUCUGCGAAGAGGAGGGCGCUUGGGUCAUCGCGAUCGACUCAGAGGCGGAGAACGACUUCUUGCUUCACAACAUGCUGUUUACCGGCUUCUUCGGGGAGACGUACACCGGCAUGACCAAAGAAUCCCCGUCGGAUGAGUGGGAGUGGCCCGCCGAAUCGUCGGAUACGGCCUACAAUUGCGUGGGGGACUAUUCUGACUGGCUGGAAGGGGCUGAAAUCGGCUGCGCGGCCGUCUUCGACGGGGGAGAGGACGGUUCUUGCAUGGAAAUCUUCCCGUACGAGCCGAAAGGAUGGAAUCCUUUCUCGUGCGACGUCGGAAAGCACUACGUCUGCGAGAUGCCUGCCACGGCGGGGGGGGAGGAAACGGGGACAGCAAGCCCCGGCGGUUGCUACAACAACCCCCGACCUCCGCCCCCCACCGCCAAACGCGACCUCUUCGGCGGCGACGCCGGCGCCUACUCCUGCGGCAUCGACAGUGCGACCGUCGGCUGCUCCUGUGACUGCUGUGACAAGCGCGCCAGUGCUGAACACGACUUCUUCCCCGAGCGUGGGGCCUACCGCGUGGAAUACGACCGCUCCGACGCCUUCACCCGCAGCGGCGACGAUAACGUGGACAGUCAGCCUGCCCCGACGCCGUCGCCGCAGGGAGUGGAGGAGACUCCGGGGCCGACCGUUGUCCCGUCUUGGGCGGGGGCGAACUCGUUCUACCUCGCGCUCAGGGGCGUGUGGACGGACGCUUCGUACUCUUUGUACCUUGAGGAAGGAGAUGUGGAGACAGCUGUGGUGACAGGCGCAACAAAGGAGGCGCUUGGCACGGUCACCCACACCUUCGCCGCAAAGGAUGGCUGCUAUAGGUUAGAGGUGUAUUCCUCGGGAAACCCGACGCUGCCGGAGUGGCACGUGGUCGGAGGGGACGCUUACGGCGGCACGGGGGACACUUCCGGUGCUGGGCUAGACGGCGUUACCUUUACCGCGGGAGGGGGCGUGUGCGGCGUGUCGGAGUGCCAGGCCCUCUGCCUGUCGGACCUUUUCGGCGGCUCCGACGGGGGGCAGGAGGCGAGCAGCACAUGCGAUGGUUACGCCGCCCUCAUCUCGGGGGCUUGCGGCGACGUGUGUCCGGAGGACGAGGAGGAAGGGCUGGGGGAGUUCCAACAGGGCUGCGUCAGAGCCGGGUGUGCUCCGGAGGCGUUGUGCGACCUAGACAUCGAGGGCGGCGGAGACGGUCUUGACGUGGAGUACCACGUCGAGGUGAGGGCCUUGCUGGAAGCGCCGGUCACGACGCUCACGAGCAGCGCUGCCGGGGUCGGGAACCCGGAAGAGGAGUUCGAGCUGGCGGUUGCCCUUUGGCUCGGGGUAGACCAGGGCGACGUUGCGGUGAGGGUCAAGGAUGGGUUUGAGAUGGAGGAGGGGGAGGAGGUGGUGGUGGAGGAGGAGGAGGAGGUGGCCUCACGCCGAAGAGGUCUGCAGACCGUCAACUCGGAGACACCAACCACCUACACCCGCUACUCGGCGCGGGUUCAGCCGGCGAACCUCACCGCCACCGAAGCGACGGAGCUGGUUGAGAUUGCGGCGGCUGGGGCGGACGGGUCGGACAACGAUCUCCAGAGCUGGCUCUGGGAGAGCGGCGGCAGCUGGACCGAGGUGUCGGUGCCGACCCUUGAGGUGGAGGUGGUGGAGGAGCUCAACGUCCUGACGUCAGAUUCCUCUGGAGACGCCAGCGACGCGUCGGAAGGCGCCGAAGAGGGCGGGGACUUGGACGACCCUCUCAUCAUCGGUGGUAUUGCCGCGGGGGCGGUGGUGGUGGUGGGGCUGGUGAUGCUGGCGCUCUGCUGCUCGAGAAAAGCUAACAAGAAGUCGGAUACCCGAGCUCGGGCAAGGACUCGAAACAACAACAGCAGCAGCGGCAGCAGCAGCGCCGCGGCAACACCGCGGGUGCGGAGGAACUGGUUCUGCGGUACGCAGACGACAACGACAAGGAUAUUCUUGAGUACAGCGGUGGAUCCGUCGGUCGCGGCGUGGGGAUGGGGGCGGGGGCGGGGGCUGCGGUGGCGGGCGCUGCUGCAGCGGGUGGCGCUUCCGAGACGAGCGCGCUCCAGCGCUGCGGCGGCGGCGGCAGCACGGUCCGGUUCUGGUGGGUCAGGCCCGGUGGGAAGCCAGCGCAGCAACUCGGCGUCGCCGCCGGUCGCUACCGUCGACACCGCGAGCCUCAGCGCCCAGGACUCGAGUGCCGGGGGCUCCGUGACUACGGGGGCAGCGGCAGGGGGGGGCGCCCUCGGUGGGCCUUCUGGUGGUCCGGGGCAGCACCACGGCAGGCGCUCGUCCUCGACGUUCUCGUUCGCCGCCAACAACAGCAGUUUGGCGGUGAGAGACGCGGAGAAUCUCGAGACCAAGCGCCCCAGCGUCCGCGGUCCGUCCGGGGCCCUGGCCUCCCUGGGCUUCGCCCGCGGCUGCUCGUUGGACGUUUUCGAGGAGGAGAACACCGCCGGCGGUAACCCUUCCGAGCGCGUCGAGGACGGCGGGUCCAUGUACGACGGCGGGUCGGAGGCCGGGUCUAGGUACACUCCGUCACGGCCGGCGGCGUCUGGGUCCGCGGUCGGGUCGGCAAGACAGGCGGAGGUGUUCGGUUCACAGUACUCGACAGCGGGGGCGAGGAUUCAGGAGCUCAGAGACCGCCAGAGGGUCAAGGCAACCCCUGUCACGUUCCAGGCUCCCAUGUCGAUGCCUUCUCCUGGAGGUCCGGUAACCCCAGGAAACUACGGAUAG
Molecule: messenger RNA, 3156 nt
Organism: Ectocarpus siliculosus
Lineage: Eukaryota; Phaeophyceae; Ectocarpales; Ectocarpaceae
Source: the annotation of a GenBank genome assembly